Messenger RNA from Entelurus aequoreus (snake pipefish), 778 nucleotides. Its product is annotated as Zinc finger protein 706-like. The record is from RefSeq and is a predicted model, not a curated record. NCBI's taxonomy places the organism in Eukaryota, Metazoa, Chordata, Actinopteri, Syngnathiformes, Syngnathidae. Bases 157 to 387 code for a protein of 76 amino acids. The transcript has 4 exons.
CGCGCACUCGAUGAUGAGUGCAACAUCCGGGUACCGGCCGCUCACUGAACUGAAGACUUCCUGCGUGAAGGCGCUGACGUACCUGAGUGCGGAAGUGUGCACUUUGAGAAGCAGCCUCUGGAGACACGUCUGGAGCCUGCUAAACGUCGUAGGGCCAUGGCUCGUGGGCAUCAGAAGAUCCAGUCGCAGCAGAAGAACGCUAAGAAGGCGGCUGAGAAGAAGAAGUCUCAGGGCGCCGACCAGAAGACAGCGGCAAAAGUGGCUCUGGUCCAUACCUGUCCCGUCUGCAGGACCCAGAUGCCCGACCCAAAGACCUUCAAGCAGCACUUUGAGAGCAAACACCCCAAGUCCCCCAUGCCCCCCGAACUCGCUGACGUUCAGGCCUGAACCACCACAAGCUGACAAAGCAGUUGGACGAAAGCAUUGACUUGUGGAGCAGUUGGAAGUCAGCACGCAGUGUGCUGUAAAGACAUUGGAACCUGUCGAAGACAUGGACUGAACAACAGCCAACAAGUAUUUAUUGUAUGAAUCAGUUAUUGAGAAGGAUGAGUUUCAGUGUUGGUUGUUGCACAUUCUUCCUUUUUGUUUGUUGGACAGUUUGUGUGAGCAGGACGCUUACAAACCACUAAACGUCAUUCAGACGUCACAAGUACCUCACAUCCUCCUUGUCCACCUGGGACACUUUCCUGGUCUUCUAGCUGACAAUCAUCAGACACAAUGCGUCUCUAAUCAUGUUUGACAUGUUGUAGCAGAUGAAUGAAUAAACAUACUAGCAGAC